CCUACCCAUCUAAAAUGUGUCGUCUAUCCAAAUUUGUUGUGUGCCUUCUGCUGCUGAUCUCUGUUAACGCCGAGUUGGUCCCCGAAUCGAACACAACAGCACAGCUGCAUUCGCUGCCGCUGCAGGAAGGUGCCGCUAAGGAUCCCGAUUCCGAUCCCAGCCCCUCGGACUUUCAGUUUCUGAUCACGGGCGGCUAUCGGCCGAAGAACAACAACCUGGUCAAGUACGUCGUCUCGCUGCGAUUGGGCAAGUCCAAGAAGUUCUUCGGCGACAACCACUUUUGCGCGGGAGCGAUCUUCAGUCCACGGGCCAUUCUAACCGCAGCCCACUGCCUGUUUAGUGGCAAACGCAGGCUAAUGCCCAAGAAGAUAUCGGUCAUCGCCGGGACGCCCAAGAGGCUGGUGAAAACCGGCUCCACACAGACUGUCGUCGCCAAGAAGCUGGUGCCGCAUCCCAAGUACAAGAAGGGCAAGUCGCAGAAGUACGACAUCGGAAUAGUGCUGACCAAGGAGGAUAUCACGCUGGGCGGCUCGGCGGACAGCAUAGCUCUGUACCACAAGGCUCCGGUGGCCGGGGUGCAGUGCACCAUCGUUGGCUGGGGCACAGUCAUUCAGUACGGGCCACUGCCGGAUGAGGUGAUCAACGGCGAUGUGAGGAUCCUGCCGGACACCUUCUGCAGAAAGCUGAUGGGCUGGAGCAGCGAGGGCAUGCUGUGCGCCAACGAUGCGACCAACACCGAGGUGGACAGCUGCCAGGGCGACUCGGGGGGGCCGCUCAUCUGUGACAACAAGGUGACCGGCAUCGUGUCCUUCGGCACGGGCUGCGGCGAACCCGACACGGCCGGCAUCUACACCGAUGUCUAUCACUUUCGCGAAUGGAUCAACGAGAACUCCUGCCCACGGGCCAUUUAUCCCCGGCGCGCGCUGUUGAUUCUGGUCAGCUGUGUCCUAGCCGAAAGACAUCUCAUUGAACAUUCAACAGGCUGCUACUAAGUUAUCCAGUUGUCCAGCUAUCCAGCUAUCCAGUCGGCCUGCAAACCUCCGAGCCUGCAGGCGACAAACCAAAAUUGACUAAAACCAGCGGGCAAGGCCUGUCAUCCGUGGAUGUGGACGUGGAUGUGAAGGCAGGUAGC
Drosophila takahashii is the source of this 1132-nucleotide messenger RNA. Its product is annotated as anionic trypsin-2. NCBI's taxonomy places the organism in Eukaryota, Metazoa, Arthropoda, Insecta, Diptera, Drosophilidae. Gene Ontology annotation, molecular function: serine-type endopeptidase activity. Gene Ontology annotation, biological process: proteolysis. The record is from RefSeq and is a predicted model, not a curated record.